GAUCCCCGACGGCCCGCUUGUAGCCUGCUUGUACGUUUCAUACUUUAGCGAAUCAUUGUGUGCCAGGAUGUCUAUGUAACUAUGUCAACAAUUGAACAGAUACAUCAUGUAGUCAGCAUCGCAUAAUCACGCAAUUCGUGAGCCAAGCAUAGAUCCAAGGCCAUGCUCGGGACGAGAUGGUGCAGCAAGGGGGGGGCGUUGUCUAUACCCCGCACCCCGUAAAGGCGUCAGUUCAUAUUCACAUGGACCUGCUAAAUAGAGCAAAGAUCGUUGGGCUAUUACAGUGACGUGCAGACAGUCCCAAGUCAUGUAGGUAAGGGGGAAAUUAUUGGUUGACUUCAGAGUGUCUGUAUGUCACUGAACAUUUGUUGAUAUAUUGCGAGUGAGCCAGACGGUUUUCUUUUACUUGUUGCCCUAUUCAAACCUCGAAGAGAGUCGCAAGUACAAAACCUCUACGUAGUUAUUGUCCUUACCAUUCAGAUACCAGAGCUGAGAAUGCUUUUACCGACCGGACUGCCAUUUGGGGCCGCUUAUUCUUCAAUUAUCUGGAUCAUCCCAACUCUCAUCCUAGCAUACAAGGUCUUCACAUUUGGUAGCAGAGAGAAACAUCUCCCGCCUGGCCCACCCACGGUCCCCAUCCUUGGAAAUGCGCACAUAAUUCCAAAAAGGGGGUUUUUCUCCAAGCUCAAGGAGUGGAGCGACCAGUACGGCUCCGUUUAUUCACUCAAAAUUGGGCGAAGUACCAUGAUCGUGUUGAAUGACAGACGUGCCGUCCACGAGCUCUUGAGUCAGAAGGGUGCCUGGUAUAAUGACAGACCAAAAGAUCAGCAGAUGCUCGUCGUAGCGCGGGAAGAGAACAUAGCUCUGAUGCACGAAAGCCCUAAAUGGAGGGCAGAGCGAAAAAUCUCUUCUUUAUAUUUCUCGCCCAAGAGGCUAGACUCUGAUAUGAAACCUGUGCAGGAAGCUGAAGUUGCACGUCUUAUGUCCGACUUGCUGGAAAAGCCUGAAAAGUUCCAAGAGUACAUAAAACGAACUACGGCGUCAGUCGCAAGCAUCACAAUCUAUGGGCACCUUGCACCUGACUGGGGGAGCUUCUGGGCAUAUGCGGUGUACAUAGCUAUGGAAGCUAUAUCAAAAGCUCUUGAGCCAGGUACUUACCCACCAGUGGACCAAUUUCCGAUCCUCAAUCUGAUCCCUGAUCGCUGGAACAAACCAAAGCAACGCGGCAAGGAGUUUUAUGUUACCAUGACUGAUAUCUGGAACGAGGCUCGCGGUCGCGUAGAGACGCGCCGCAAAAACGGCGACAAGCGCGAUUCCCUUCUCGAUAAACUUCUAGAGGAGGAGAUUAAGUGCGAUGUUCCGUUAAGCUACACGGAAUUGAACAACUUCCUCGGAGGCCUCCACAUGGGUGCCUCUGACACAACAGCUACUGCAACGCUCACAUCAGUUCUCUUCCUCGCGAAGCAUCCAGAAUUCCAAGAAAAGGCACAAGCUGAACUUGAUCGUGUGUGUGGAACUCGGAGGCCUCCUAAGUGGGCUGACUUCAAUGACUUGCCGUAUAUAAACUGCAUCGUCAAAGAGGGGCUACGAAUCAGACCAGUGAUUCCUGGGGGCAUUCCGCAUUGCGCGAAGCAAGACUAUUGGUUCGAUGGCAUGCUUAUCCCAGCUGGCAGCACCAUCAUUGUCCCACCGUACGCGCUCAACCACAGCAGCGAUUCGUCGUCAAAUCCUUCUGCCUAUAACCCAGACCAAUUCAUGGAUCGGGCGAGCAAGCUCGCACCUGAACUCGCCGCGGCUUCAAGAUACAAGGAGCUGGCGCAUCAUAGCUCAAAUUCUGUGGGCAUUCAGGAUUGA
This is a messenger RNA of Colletotrichum navitas, 1854 nucleotides long. Its product is annotated as cytochrome P450. Gene Ontology annotation, molecular function: heme binding; oxidoreductase activity, acting on paired donors, with incorporation or reduction of molecular oxygen; monooxygenase activity. The transcript is spliced from 7 exons. Lineage: Eukaryota; Fungi; Ascomycota; Sordariomycetes; Glomerellales; Glomerellaceae. Bases 496 to 1854 code for a protein of 452 amino acids. The record is from RefSeq and is a predicted model, not a curated record.